CGCCCCUUGUCCCUCAGUCCCGUGUCGCCUGGCCUCAGAGCUGAGCGGCGCAGUGCUACCUCUCAGUAACCACCUUCCAGGCCUGUCGCAGUUGGGCUCGGGCUCCUUUGCCGAGCCACCAUGUCGCAGAGCGGGGAGGAGAACCUGCAGGGCUCCUGGGUAGAACUGCACUUCAGCAAUGGGAAUGGGAGCAGCGUUCCAGCCUCCGUCUCUAUUUACAAUGGUGACAUGGAAAAAAUACUGUUGGAUGCCCAGCAUGAAUCUGGACGAAGUAGCUCCAAGAGUUCUCACUGUGACAGCCCACCUCGCUCCCAGACACCACAAGAUACCAACAGAGCUGAAAUAGACACCCACAGCUGUGGCGAGAAAAACAGCACUCUGUCUGAGGAAGAUUAUAUUGAGAGAAGAAGAGAAGUUGAAAGUAUCUUGAAGAAAAACUCAGAUUGGAUAUGGGAUUGGUCAAGUCGACCAGAAAAUAUUCCCCCCAAGGAGUUCCUUUUUAAACACCCAAAGCGCACAGCUACUCUCAGCAUGAGAAACACAAGCGUUAUGAAGAAAGGGGGCAUUUUCUCAGCAGACUUUCUGAAGGUUUUCCUUCCAUCUCUGUUACUGUCUCAUCUGCUGGCCAUUGGCUUGGGGAUCUACAUUGGAAGGCGUCUGACAACUUCCACUAGCACCUUCUGAUGAAGAUUUGGAUCUUCUGUUCGCACAGUGAGGACUCCUAUCUGAGCUGUGACAGCUAAUUGAAGAACUAGCAU
Messenger RNA from Mastomys coucha (southern multimammate mouse), 758 nucleotides. It is a transcript of the gene Bnip3, whose product is annotated as BCL2 interacting protein 3. The transcript is spliced from 6 exons. Lineage: Eukaryota; Metazoa; Chordata; Mammalia; Rodentia; Muridae. The record is from RefSeq and is a predicted model, not a curated record. Gene Ontology annotation, biological process: positive regulation of apoptotic process; mitochondrial outer membrane permeabilization. Gene Ontology annotation, cellular component: nucleus; mitochondrial envelope; mitochondrial outer membrane. The coding region runs from base 121 to 684 and encodes 187 amino acids.